AUGUCACUGAUACUAGAACUCCGGUUCAGGUCUGUCUACUCAUGUUUUCUGUCGUGUGGAAUUAGCACUUUGUUGUUAGUGCUUAUGGUGUUUUUGCAACACAUAGGCUUUUGUGCUCCUUGGUUUUGGAUAACAGAUACGUUCCUUAACCUUUUUGUCACGUCGAAAAUCUUCUUGUUACUACUAAAUAUUAUAGUUAUUAGUUUAACGACGCUCAUGUUUCGGGCUCGACUGUCAGUGACGGACCGUGUUUUCCGUAAUACGUAUCAGAUAUGUGGGGCUUUCUUCAUCUGGAGCGAUUGUAAAAUCCUUUUUUCUAGCAUGAUACUGGGUGCAAUAAAUAGUCUGGUAGUAGCCAAACUCCUAGCAACUGAGAAAUACGGGUCGUUUUUUGAAUACAAUCAUUUUCCUUCCGUGAACCAAAGAGCACUUAUACUUACAACUUGUGGAGCUUUUAUGGGUCUACUGUUUUGUGUCACAGUGCUCGUCAUGAAUAAACUGACGCUUAACUACUCAUAUCCAGUUGGCAACAUAUUUGUGAUAACAAAGGAGCAUAUGUUUACUCGUCUUCUCACAACCGUCGGAAGAGUAUUAUAUUUCUUGCCGCUCUAUGCAGUAUGCCCUAAUCCAUUUUGGCAUCCCCAAUGGCUCUCCUUUAUUUGGCUUAUUUUGGAUAUUCGGUUAAUUAUUUUGAUUCUGAUCACAACCUUUCACCUCCAGUUUUCGUGGAGUUGUGCGAUUGAUGUCCUGAAGUCGCAGUUUCAGAAACCUAUCGAAAUCCCGUUAUCCUCUGACCUUGACCCUUCCAAUUCAGUCCAAGGAGUUCUAGGUGCUUGUGCUAAUCCUUUAGAACAACAUUUGGCUUUGGAAAGAUUGGCUGAUUUGGUGGCUACCAAUCAAAAUGUGAGGUCUUCCAUAUUUUCGCUCAGUCACUUGGGUGGUAGGCCUGUAUUAUGGAGGCAAAUAAGUAAUUUAUGUUUCCAGUUAAUUGAGCAGUUUGUGUCAAGUGCUCAUGAAUCAAAUACUCGUGGAACAAACCUGUUAAGUACACCUCUUUGGCCCAAAAAUAUUGACUUUAAAUAUAGACAGUAUCUACCCUCAUCAUUUGAAUCAAGUCUGCGUCAACGCAACAGCGUUAAAGUAAAACAAUUGUCUGCUACUAAUGGAAAUGUGUCUAAUAUGCAACCUUCCGGGUCCAUAAUUGCUCGAAAUUUAAUAAAUAUUGGUCGCACUCUGCUUUCUAAGUUAUACACACGACUAUCUCGAACACAACUGUUCAGUAUUUUAUCUUCAGAAAUACCCUAUGCUUCGACAGCACACCUUUUCUCAACUGCUACAGAUAUUGAACAUGCAGGCGACUUGGACAUCGAUAGACCGCUAGCACGAACAAGUGGUCAAGUUAUUAUCUGGGCAACAGAAAUCUUAGCUUGUUUGACACUGGCCGCGUACAAUGAAGACCAAUUUGGAUCGGUUCAACAGUCUCUUGGGCGGAUCUUACUGCUUUUUGUAGAUGGAUUAGAGGCAGUUGAAAAGCAUUUGAGGUUCGUCGGUUUGCUCUCCACUCAGUACAAACAGUCAGUACACUGCCCAGUUCCUGACAGCUCAUAUACAAGCACAAUGUUAUCCGCUGGACAUCUUCAAACUCCAUUAAGAAGUUCGAAGCGACUUUCAAGCGAUUCAUUCCUUUCAAAUGAUUUAUGUAAAUUAACGUAUUAUCGUUUUGCAUCCGAUGCCAGUCUACCAUGGCGUGUUUAUGCAACGUUUUGUUGGGCUCUAACAAACUGUCUAAGUCAAUAUGAUGGCUGUUUUGCGUAAGUUCCGCUACUUUAUUAUAAAAAUUGCUCCCUCCUUAUGCAUAAAAGUAAACAGACUACUUUGCUGAUCGAUUUAUAUAAAAUAGCAAACUUAUGCAUUGCUAAACCUUACAUUAAUAAAGCGACCUGUUAUUGAAAUUGAUAACUUCAAGUGGUGUUUGCCAGGGUUGCCCGGUUUUCCUGUGUCGACUAAUUCACUCACGAAGUCUCGGUACAAAUUAAGAAAGCCCGCUUGAAUUUUGUCGAAUCCCACCACUUGUGGCGUAGGGCAGAUAUCUAUCUGCCAAUCAAACGACGAGCUUACUGUGCAACAAUUCAUUUCAUUCUACUUCAAGGGUGUGAAAGACAUUAAGAAUAAAAGACAGUCGUAGGUUACUAGUAUUCGAUCAUAAGUGUCUUCGAAGCAUUGUUCAUGUACCUUUGGAUUACCGAGUAAGCAAUGUUUGGGGUUAGGAGUCAAGUAUCAGGUAAGGAUGGCCAAUCGGCACCAGUCCAUGAAGCCAUCGAAGAUUUGACUAAGUCAUGAUAACAAGUAUGAACUACCAGGAUAGUCUCCGUGUGAUUAUCGCAACCGGUGAUUAUAGACUUCAAAUGACAUGUCUCAAAAUCGUUUGUAAUGCCGCAGGUCCAUCCACUUUUUUUCUUACUACAACUUGUAAGCUGUAUAUAUACAACGAGAAAACCAUAUUCCUGUCAGAAUAAUUAGUAAAAUUGAAUACUGUGCAACAACUGAUUGUGAUACAUAGCUAAAGUUGCCAAAGCUAAAACAACCCCAGAGGUAAAACCAAGUUGAUUUUGCAAUUGGGUUGGAGUUCAUGUUUCACGAUCAUAACUAGUACAUUUUUUAUUAAAGAUAAGGCUGGUUGUUACUACGUUGGGGAGAGCAAGCACAAACAUUUAAUCAGAAUAACGCGAAUUAAAUCCUCGAAACUUAGUCGUUGCUUUACUCAAGAUAGUUAGAACUACUU
Messenger RNA from Schistosoma mattheei, 2782 nucleotides. Lineage: Eukaryota; Metazoa; Platyhelminthes; Trematoda; Strigeidida; Schistosomatidae. The record is from the annotation of a GenBank genome assembly.